Messenger RNA from Ilex paraguariensis (yerba mate), 318 nucleotides. Lineage: Eukaryota; Viridiplantae; Streptophyta; Magnoliopsida; Aquifoliales; Aquifoliaceae. The record is from the annotation of a GenBank genome assembly.
AUGUGUCUUUGCCGUCAUCUGCAUAUGUUUCUCACAAUUGCUAGUGAAGAUGCUAUUGAAAUUGCUAAGCUUCUUGCAUUGAAAGAAGGAUUGCUGGUGGGCAUUUCUUCUGGGGCGACGGCUGCUGCGGCAAUAAAGAUAGCAAAGAGGCCAAAAAAUGCUGGGAAACUCGUUGUUAUUGCUAGUGAAGAUGCUAUUGAAAUUGCUAAGCUUCUUGCAUUGAAAGAAGGAUUGCUGGUGGGCAUUUCUUCUGGGGCGACGGCUGCUGCGGCAAUAAAGAUAGCAAAGAGGCCAAAAAAUGCUGGGAAACUCGUUGUU